Python bivittatus (Burmese python) is the source of this 4145-nucleotide messenger RNA. Lineage: Eukaryota; Metazoa; Chordata; Lepidosauria; Squamata; Pythonidae. The record is from RefSeq and is a predicted model, not a curated record.
CCAUUGCUUAACCCUGGAAUAAGUUACUAUAACUUGCAGUUAUUAAAGAGGAAAUUAACUCUUUCAGGAAGCAAAGUCCUCUGAAGUUGUGGGUAAAAGCUUGGCCGUAAAUAAAAAAUAAAACUGGGACGUGAGAGAGUCGAAGUGUUUAAAGUUUACAUACCACAACUGUUUGGCUACAGGUGCAGGCAGGAAGCUGUGCUUUGAACCUCCUUUGCAUGCAGAGCUGAGCUGCCUCCGCACUUCCGGCUGGUUUGCUUUAGUCACCUGUGGUGGUAGCUAGUCCUCUGUGAAACCAAGCAUGCACGAUCGGAUGGUGUGCCUGUAGCCUCCAGCCCCGUUCCCCACGUAGGGAUCUUGCAGCUGGAGAUGGGCUGUUUGGACCAGGAUGGGAUAGUGGAAAUGGCUAAGCAGCCCAGGCUUCCUUGCCUGUUUGCCUUUCUCGCGCAGUUGGCUCUGGGGAAACGCCGUGCCGAAGCCUGCAGCCUGUCCUUGAUUUCUGCUAGCAAUGUCAGCAACCCGAAUGAAGGUUCUGUCCAAGAAUAUACAAUCACGUAUCUUGUGAAAGAAGGUUCCGAGAAGGCCGACCCAUCUCACUUUGAGCUCCUUAAAGUUCUUGGACAAGGCUCUUUUGGCAAGGUCUUUCUUGUCAGAAAAAUCACCCCACCAGAUAAUGGCCAUCUCUAUGCCAUGAAGGUCCUAAAGAAGGCAACUCUGAAAGUGCGUGAUCGUGUAAGGACCAAAAUGGAAAGAGAUAUUCUCGUUGAAGUAAACCACCCAUUCAUUGUGAAACUCCAUUAUGCUUUCCAAACAGAGGGGAAAGUGUAUCUCAUCCUCGACUUCCUCCGAGGAGGGGAUCUCUUCAUGCGCCUUUCCAAAGAGGUAAUGUUCACUGAAGAAGAUGUGAAGUUCUAUCUUGCAGAACUGGCACUGGGACUUGGUCACUUGCAUCGUCUGGGAAUCGUGUACAGAGACCUUAAACCAGAGAAUAUUCUCCUAGAUGAUGAAGGACAUAUCAAACUUACAGACUUUGGUUUAAGCAAAGAAGCCAUUGAUCAUGAGAAGAAGGCGUAUUCUUUCUGUGGAACCGUGGAGUACAUGGCGCCAGAAGUAGUGAAUCGCCAGGGUCACACCCAGAGUGCAGACUGGUGGUCAUACGGCGUAUUAAUGUUUGAGAUGCUGACAGGGUCCUUGCCGUUCCAAGGAAAGGACAGGAAGGAAACAAUGACACUCAUUCUUAAAGCAAAGCUGGGCAUGCCCCAAUUUCUGAGCUGUGAAGCCCAAAGCCUUCUGCGAGCCCUUUUCAAGAGGAACCCAGUCAACCGGUUAGGAUCUGGUCCAGAUGGUGUUGAAGAAAUAAAGCGCCACUCUUUCUACUCCACCAUUGACUGGAAUAAGCUUUUCCGUCGAGAAAUCAAGCCACCGUUCAAACCUGCUGUGGGCCGCCCAGACGAUACCUUUUAUUUUGACAAAGAAUUUACCUCCCGCACACCCAAAGACUCCCCUGGAAUUCCACCUAGUGCUGGAGCCCAUCAGCUCUUCCGAGGAUUCAGUUUUGUGGCCACUGGAUUGAUAGAGGAUGAGAAAGCUAAAUCCCCGCCUAUCCCUUUGCAUUCGGUAGUUCAGCAGCUGCAUGGGAAGAAUCUCCAGUUUAAUGAUGGUUAUUUGGUAAAAGAAGCCAUUGGUGUGGGAUCUUAUUCUGUGUGCAAGCGCUGUAUUCACAAGGCAACCAGCACAGAAUACGCAGUCAAGGUUAUAGACAAGAGCAAGCGAGACCCCUCAGAGGAAAUUGAGAUACUCCUACGGUACGGACAGCACCCAAAUAUCAUCACGCUGAAGGAUGUGUAUGAUGAUGGCAAACAUGUUUACCUGGUGACUGAGCUAAUGAGAGGUGGGGAGCUGCUGGACAGGAUUCUCAAGCAGAAGUGCUUUUCGGAAAGAGAAGCGAGCUCCGUCCUACACACGAUCUGCAAGACCGUGGAAUAUCUUCACUCCCAAGGGGUGGUCCAUAGAGACUUGAAACCUAGCAACAUCCUCUACGUAGAUGAGUCCAGCAACCCUGAGUCUAUUCGUAUUUGUGACUUUGGGUUUGCCAAGCAACUGAGGGCAGACAAUGGGCUCCUCAUGACCCCUUGCUAUACUGCCAACUUUGUUGCUCCAGAGGUUUUGAAACGUCAAGGCUAUGAUGAGGCCUGUGACAUCUGGAGCCUAGGAAUCCUUCUCUACACAAUGCUAGCUGGGUAUACUCCAUUUGCAAAUGGGCCCAGUGAUACUCCCGAAGAGAUCCUUACUCGGAUAGGUGGAGGGAAGUUUUCCCUCAGAGGAGGAAAUUGGAACACUGUUUCUGAUGCGGCCAAAGAUUUAGUAUCCAAGAUGCUCCAUGUUGAUCCACAUCAGCGUUUGACUGCCAAACAGGUACUCCAACACCCAUGGAUAACCCAGAAGGACAAGUUGCCUCAGAGCCAAUUAAGUCACCAGGAUGUACAGCUUGUAAAGGGUGCCAUGGCUGCCACAUACUCUGCAUUGAACAACUCAAAGCCAAGUCCCCAACUGAAGCCUAUUGAGGCCUCUUUCUUGGCACAGAGGCGGGUUAAGAAGCUCCCAUCUACAACUCUGUGAUAUGGGAAUGCAGGGUAAUUCCCCAUCUCACUCCAAGUUGUGACUCUGCACAAACUCCCCUGGAAUUCCAGGGGAACAGGAAAAUGUCACUCCACCAAGAAGUCCAUCAGGGCCAAGUGCCUUCAGAAAGAUUAGCUCUUGUUCUCCUCAUGGAUGUCUUUUUUGUUGUUGUUGUUUUCUUAAAUGAACAGAGAGGCUAUUUAAAAAGGAAUCUGUGUAGAUGUAGGUAAGAAGAUGAACAUGCAAUAAUCUUCCUGCAAAACACCUCUACCUGCAAAUGGCCAUGCCUUAGACACGUUGAUAUCUCUGCAACUCAAACCUGAUACAGCUGAAACAGUGCUUUCUUCUGCUUCUCUCACCGUGAUCACUCCAGUGGAGAUGUUUUGUUUUUGUUUUUUAAAGGAUUCCCUCUGUACAGACACACACUUUUUACAUGAUUUGUGAGUUCUCGUGUGCACAAGCUGAACUUCCUGCUCCUUAUUAUCCAAGCCAUGUGGCUGCUCCUCAAGACAGUUCUGCAUAACUCUGUUCCACCUCUUCCCUCUUUCCCUUUUCAACAUCAUGUGAUUGGAGACAACUCAGUCUGACGGGUUGGAAUUACUGUGCUUUUUCUAAAUCCUCAAAUCCAGUUGAAAUCUAUCUAGCUUUUCAAUGUGCAAUGGGCCUACAAGAAAAUGCUUUCCUGUGGUGAAGAUGUCCAGGUUUUCUAUAUGGAGAAAGGGGAGAGGGUUUCUGUUUGUUUGUUUGUUUGUAAUUCUGCCAAACAGCACAGUCCAGCACCUCCAUGAUGCUAAGUGCAACCAAAAAAAGUCUUUGUUGCUCUUUUCCUUUUUUUUUUUUUUAAUUUAACUGAUUGUGUAGCUGGUAACUCAGGGUUUCUGUCUGAAUUUUCAAAUAAAUCAUAUCAUGCAGCUUGAAGUUACUUUACUGACUAACCUUGCAUCUCCCUGUCCAUCCUAGCUGUGCUGUUGGGUUCCCUAAGUUCCACCUAAUAGUAAGUUUACAUGACUCACUCUUACUGGUCAUAUUCUUAUGAUCUCCUUUUUUUGUCCCGGUAUAUCGUGCCAUUUGUAAACCUCACUACUUAGUGACUUUUCAGUAGAAAAUGAAGUAUGUCCCAAUAGAUUUUUUCCAACGUGGCCCAAACUAUAAAGGAUAGAGUGCCACAUGUUGUUUAAUUGUGUGGCUGUCUAAUUUGCUUAUAAACGGGACAGGGUCUGUUCUAUCAAAAGAAAUAUAUAGGGGAGAGAAAGGAACCUUCUUUUGCCACAACUUUCCAUCCAAUGCUUUUUCCAGUGUGGCCGGAACAGUGAUACCUGCAGUUAAGGCUGAAGUUCUUUCACUUCUGUUGAUCUUUAAUGUAAAAUCAAACCCGUCUGUUGCUUUAUACAGUGACAGAAGAGCAAAGAUGUGACAAGGAGAACUGCCCAAUUACAUUUACAAAUGACGUGCAUUUUUUUUACUUAAGAGGUACAGGUAGUCCCUAGUUUAAGAACGAGUUCCGUUCCCAAGGUCUGUCCUUAAGU